UGAGGCACAGAGCCAGCCAGAUUUGAGAAGCAGGCGACAAGAUGCUGGGGAGCAGCAGGGCUAUGCUGCUGCUGCUGCUGCUCCUGCUGCCACCGCUGCCCUGGACUGCUCAGACCCGGGCUGUGCCUGAGGGCAGUAGCCCUGCCUGGGCUCUGGGCCAGCAGCUCUCACAGAAGCUCUGCACGCUGGCCUGGAGUGCACAUCCUCCAACGGGACAUGUGGACCUACCAAGAGAACAGGGAGAUGACGAGACUACAGAUGACGUCCCCCACAUCCAGUGUGGGGAUGGUUGUGAUCCCCAAGGACUCAGAGACAACAGUCAGUUCUGCUUACAAAGGAUCCACCAGGGCCUGGUUUUUUAUGAGAAGCUGCUGGGCUCAGACAUUUUCACAGGGGAGCCCUCUCUACUCCCUGAUAGCCCAGUGGGCCAGCUUCACGCCUCCCUCCUGGGCCUUAGGCAACUCUUACAGCCUGACGGUCAACACUGGGAGACUGAGCAAACUCCAAACCCCAGUCCUAAUCAGCCAUGGCAACGCCUCCUUCUCCGCUUCAAGAUCCUCCGCAGCCUUCAGGCCUUUGUGGCUGUAGCUGCCAGGGUCUUUGCCCAUGGAGCAGCAACCCUGAGCCCCUAAAGCCAAAAGCUUAAGCAUGGCACCCAGAUCUCCAUGGCUCAGCAGUGCAAAAAUGAAUCAGCCCAGGAACCUGUGAGCCAACAAGUGAAUUAGUCCAUUAAUUCUAAUGGAACUUGCAAAUGUUGAAAAAUUACCAACACUGACUAAUUUAUGAUACUGACCUAGGACAAAGUUGAGUAUUUAUUAACUAGAAAGGGAAAACUUGAGAUUAUUUAUCCUCAUGGCAGCAGUUUGGGGAGGAUUAUUUAUUAUAUUUAUACUGAAUUAUGUACUUUUUUCAAUAAAGACUUAUUUA
Lynx canadensis (Canada lynx) is the source of this 927-nucleotide messenger RNA. It is a transcript of the gene IL23A, whose product is annotated as interleukin 23 subunit alpha. The record is from RefSeq and is a predicted model, not a curated record. Gene Ontology annotation, biological process: immune response; positive regulation of T-helper 17 cell lineage commitment; positive regulation of T cell proliferation. The transcript has 4 exons. Gene Ontology annotation, molecular function: cytokine activity. Bases 42 to 632 code for a protein of 196 amino acids. NCBI's taxonomy places the organism in Eukaryota, Metazoa, Chordata, Mammalia, Carnivora, Felidae. Gene Ontology annotation, cellular component: interleukin-23 complex; extracellular region.